GCGUUGAUUGGCCAUGAGGAGCAGUGAUGUCACCGCCUGUUUCGAUGUACCGGCCGGUGCAGGAGCUCGCGCAAACUGAGGGUAAGACUCCAGAUGGAGUUGGCGCGCGACGGGAGUAGAGCUGUGGCUCGUGCAACCGCGACUCACAGGAGAGGCUGCCUUGCACUGCCUUGAUGCACUCGCCCUGGUCCCGCACACAGCGCAGCAGCCCGUCAUGGGAGACGGUGGCGCGUCCUCGCAGGUGAACUUCCAGAAUGGCUCCGGGAGCGAGGCGUCGGACGCACCGGGCUCCGCCACAGCCGCGUCCGAGCAGUGGAUGGCCGGGAUGAGCCUGCUGAUGGGUCUGAUCGUCGUGUGCAUCGUGUUCGGGAAUAUCCUGGUCAUCGUGGCCAUAGCCAAGACGCAGAGGCUGCAGACGCUCACCAAUGUGUUCAUCGUGUCCCUGGCGAGCGCGGACCUCAUCAUGGGGCUGCUGGUGGUGCCGUUUGGUGCCGCUCUCGAGGUGCGUGGCUCUUGGCUUUACGGCUCCUUUUUCUGCGAGUUUUGGAUCUCAGUGGAUGUCCUGUGCGUCACGGCCAGCAUCGAGACCCUGUGCGUUAUCGCCAUAGACAGAUACGUGGCCAUCACAUCCCCUUUUCGCUACCAAAGCUUGUUAACUAAAGCGCGGGCCAAAACGGUGGUGUGCGUAGUGUGGGCUAUCUCUGCGCUGGUGUCCUUCCUCCCCAUCCUGAUGCACUGGUCCCGGGACAGUGUGGACACCGACUGCUACGAGGACCCUGAAUGUUGCGACUUUGUCACCAACAGAGCAUAUGCCAUCUCCUCAUCCAUCAUAUCUUUUUACAUUCCUCUGCUAGUCAUGAUAUUUGUUUACGCCCGCGUGUAUAGAGAGGCGAAAAAGCAGCUGAGGAAGAUCGACAAGUGUGAGGGCAGGUUUCACAACACCUUAACCGGACUGACCUCCAAGUGCAAGAAGAGGCCUUCUAAAAUCCUCGCACUCAGGGAGCAGAAGGCGCUCAAAACGCUGGGCAUCAUCAUGGGGACGUUCACCCUGUGCUGGCUGCCAUUCUUUAUAGUCAACGUGGUGCGGGUGUUUUGCGCAGAGGUGGUGGACAAGAACCUCUUCGUGUUCCUAAACUGGCUCGGGUACGUGAACUCAGCGUUUAACCCCAUCAUUUACUGCCGGAGCCCGGACUUCAGGAAGGCUUUCAAGAGGCUGCUGUGCUGCCCGAGGCAAGCCGACCGCAGGCUGCACAUCAGCUCCUGCGACCUGUCCCGGUGCUCCGGAGGGUUCGUCUCCGCUCUGGAGCCCGGCACGCUGGGGCUGUGGACGGAUUGCGCAGGAUUGGACAACAGUGACAGCAGCCUGGUUGGGGCCGCGAAGCUUUCUCACUCUGAAUCACAGCUGUGAAGGAAAAAAAUGAAACUUUUUACUGCGGUGGAUUACAACAACAGUUUGGGAAAGGAUGGUGACAAAGGCUGACUCCUUGGGUUUCUUUUUGGGAAAGGUGCGCAAAAGCUGCAUCUUACAGUCCAAGUGGGUCCGUUUUAUACCACAGAAAUCAGGCAAAAUCAUCAGAUAUUUGAAAGCCAUAUUUUUCUUUUCAAGGCAUCAGGACAAAUGUUCUCUGUAAGAUGCGCAAAUCCCUCCAGGACAGUUAAGUGUCAAAUAAAUGAUCCAAUCUGAUAAAUAAUAUCAGCCCUUAAUAUUUAUUUAGGUGGCUCUGAUGAAUCAUAAUGGCUGCUGCACUUUGCCAUAAACAGGAUUCUGAUGUUUUUGUUGAUUUUAGUGGAUCAGUGCUAUAUUGUGGAUGAUAAUUUAUUAAGGAGGGGUAUAUUUUAAUCAUUUUUUAAGUUAUUUUUUGGCCAUUUUUCGGCUCUAUUAGGUAGUUAUGCAGGAAAGGGCUCCGAGCCGGAUUCGAACCCGGGCCGCCUGCUUACAAGGACUAAGCCUUAGUGGUUAAUGCGCCCCGAGUAUUUCAUUUAAGGUUUAUGAUGAUGGGUCACAAUGUAUUCUUAAACUGACCGCUCAGGCGCACUGUAAUGAACUGGUUGUUAUUUAAAAGCAUUGGACGGAGUGACUGUACUGUAGUCAUUUCGUGCUCACAAUGUGUU
Messenger RNA from Centropristis striata (black sea bass), 2112 nucleotides. RefSeq names its product adrenoceptor beta 1 (gene adrb1). Gene Ontology annotation, biological process: positive regulation of heart rate by epinephrine-norepinephrine; norepinephrine-epinephrine-mediated vasodilation involved in regulation of systemic arterial blood pressure; adenylate cyclase-activating adrenergic receptor signaling pathway. Gene Ontology annotation, cellular component: membrane. The record is from RefSeq and is a predicted model, not a curated record. Gene Ontology annotation, molecular function: beta1-adrenergic receptor activity. The coding region runs from base 215 to 1408 and encodes 397 amino acids. The transcript has a single exon. NCBI's taxonomy places the organism in Eukaryota, Metazoa, Chordata, Actinopteri, Perciformes, Serranidae.